Molecule: messenger RNA, 13983 nt
Organism: Ornithodoros turicata
Lineage: Eukaryota; Metazoa; Arthropoda; Arachnida; Ixodida; Argasidae
Gene: kst
Product: spectrin beta chain, non-erythrocytic 1-like
Exons: 79
Coding region: 157-12648 (4163 amino acids)
Biological process (GO): actin cytoskeleton organization
Cellular component (GO): cell projection; cortical actin cytoskeleton; cell junction
Molecular function (GO): phospholipid binding; actin filament binding
Source: RefSeq, a predicted model, not a curated record
CCGCUGAUGACAAAAACCUGGCUACCCGUUUUUGUGCGUUGCAACUUUGCCACUCGUGAACUGGUAGUCUGAGGAGAUCCUUGCAACUAGGCCUAAACGAAGUUGACCGGAUGACAGUGAUGUGGGUGCAGACAAUCUGAGUCGGCUGUCGCCAAGAUGACUCAAAGAGCCGAUGCACUGGAGUUUGAGAAGGGGCGCAUCCGGGCCCUUCAGGAGGAACGUCUGCACAUUCAGAAGAAAACCUUCACAAAAUGGAUGAAUUCGUUCCUCCAGAAGGCUCGGAUGGAGCUGGACGACCUGUUUGUGGACCUGGGAGAUGGAAAAAAGCUCCUCAAACUCCUCGAAAUAAUAUCGGGCGAGAAGCUUGGCAAACCUAACAAUGGCAAGAUGCGUGUGCACAAGAUUGAAAAUGUCAACAAGAGCCUCGCAUUUCUUCACACCAAGGUGCGCUUAGAAAGUAUUGGAGCAGAAGACAUAGUAGAUGGAAAUCCGAGACUCAUCUUAGGUCUUAUCUGGACAAUCAUUCUCAGGUUUCAGAUCCAAGAAAUUGAGAUUGACGUUAAUGAAGACGAUGAAAGCAGUGAGAAAAAAUCUGCCAAGGAUGCGCUAUUGCUCUGGUGCCAAAGGAAAACUGCAGGGUAUCCGGGAGUGAACAUCCAAGACUUUAGCUCAAGCUGGAGGAGUGGACUGGGCUUCAAUGCACUGAUACAUUCACAUCGUCCAGAUCUCCUUGACUACAAUGCUUUACAACCAGCUGACCACAUCAACAACCUUAACAAUGCCUUUAAUGUUGCACAAAGAGAGUUGGGCAUACCCAGACUUCUGGACGCAGAAGACAUUGACACAAAUAAGCCAGACGAGAAGUCAGUAAUGACAUACGUUGCAUCAUAUUAUCACACCUUUGCUCGCAUGAAGAAUGAAAUGAAGCAGGGUCGUCGUAUUGCCAACAUUGUGGCACAAAUGAUGGAUGCAGACCAACAGAAGACUAGAUAUGAACGCUUUACCACUAACCUGCUGGAGUGGAUUCGGUUAAAGGUUAUCGAACUUGAAGACAGGAACUUUCCGAACUCGUUGGAAGGUAUCCAGGGAGAAUUGCUGCGGUUCAAGGAAUAUCGUACAGUAGAGAAACCACCAAAGUACAAAGAACGCAGUGAAAUUGAAGCACUGCUGUUCAGCAUACAGACGUCACAGAAGGCACUGGGGCGGCCGUUGUACACUCCACCCGAAGGCAAAAUGGCUCACGACAUUCAGCGUGCCUGGGAGCAACUGGAAGAUGCUGAACAUGCUCGGGAAGUUGCACUGCGGAAAGAGUUGCUGCGCCAGAACAGACUAGAAAACUUGGCCUGUCGAUUCGACCGAAAGAGCGCAGUGAGGGAAGGUUACUUGCGGGAGAUGAUCCAGGUCCUGUCUGACCCUCGCUAUGGCAGCAAUCUGGCUCAAGUUGAGGCAACUGUCAAGAAACAUGAAGCAAUUAGUGCAGACAUCCUUGCUAGGGUGGAGAGGUUUGAAAACAUUACGCAGAUGGCGGAUAACCUCGAACUUGAGAACUAUCAUGGGAAAGCAAGGAUUCGCAAACGUGAACAAGACAUCAUGGAGCGCUGGGAACUCCUACUGGAGCUGCUCGAGAAACACCGUGUCACUUUAAGCAAUGUCAGUCUGCUCAUGAGCUUGCUACGUGAAGCCGACACACUCCAUGGAGAGAUCAGAGACAUGGAGGGAAGCUUUCUAUCAGGAGAAAAGGGACGCCACCUCCUUGCAGUCGAAGACCUUCUGCAAAAGCAUGCCCUGGAAGAACUGCAUCUUGCAUCUCAAGGGGACGCCAUCAAACGGCUGACUCACCAGUCCAAGGCACUGUUGGCAGCACAAGGAGCGCCUCACAGAGAAGCUCCUGUACUGCAGAAAAAGCUUGAUGAACUCAACAGGGAUUAUGACAACCUUGUGAAGCUGGCAGCAGAGCGCAGGCACCAGUUGGAUGAGUCUAGAGCCUACUUCCAGUUCGUACAAGACCACGAAGAAGAGGAUGCGUGGAUAACAGAAAAACAGUGUAUUUGCAAGACUGUUGUGGCAGGCAAGGACUUACUUGCGCUGGUUUCUCAACAGCAGAAGCACAAGGCAUUGGAAGCUGAGAUCAAGGGUCAUGAAAGCUGUGUUCAAAAAGUUGUGAAAGCAGGAGACAAGCUCAUAGCUGAGCACCACAGCGAGGCCGCAGAUGUGGAGCAGCGUCUCGCUGUGUUACGUUCCCGCUGGGCUGAACUAGCUGACCUUGCGGCAUCCAAGCGGAAACGGCUAGAAGAUGCGUAUGAGGCCUUCCAGUAUCACGCUGAUGCCAACGAGGCCGAGUCAUGGAUGCGCGAGAAGCUUCCCCUCGUAACGAGCCACGACUAUGGAGAAGAUGAGCCAAGUGCCCAAGCUCUUCUGCAGCGCCACGGCAGCUUGGAGAGCGAGAUUAAGGCAUACGGAUCUGACAUUCAGCGUCUCAACGAUCAGGCAGACAAGAUGAUUAAGUCGGGUCUGGCAUCGUUGAGUCUCCUAGAUGCUGUGGCUGAAGAUGUGGAACCGGAAGAAGAGGAGUGGACAACAGUGCAACAACCCAAGGAAGAAUGGGUAGAAGAACUUGUGGAAAAAGAAGUGUUGAAGGAAGUUACCGAAGAGAGGAAAGUGCCCCAAGUGCGAGCCCUUUACCCUUUCAGUGGACAAGGCAUUGAGAUGCAACGUGGCGAGGUGAUGACACUGGUGCAGAAAACCAACAAUGACUGGUGGAACGUUAAAAAAACAUCAGGGCAUGAAGGGUUUGUGCCUGCCAAUUACGUGAAAGAAGUUGAACCAAGAAUUGUGAAGAAAACUGUCAAGCGUCCAGUCACUGUACCUGAGAAACGACUCGUGAAGAAAAUUGUUCAGACAACAACAAAGUCCGUACUUCGUAAACCAAAGCCAGAGAAGGCAACGAACCACACCAUCAGCAUCCCAAAAGACAGCCGUGGGUUUUGUCAGAGGCAGGACUCAAUCAAUGCUUCGUACAACAACUUGCUGAGUGCAUCUAAGGAGCGUCGAAACUACUUAGAAGAUGCGAUACGACUCUUUGGGUUCUUCAGGGAAUGUGACGAUUUUGAGACGUGGAUGAUGGACAAGGGAAAGCUCCUUACGGUAGAAGAUCCAGCUGAAAAUGUUGAAAUGCGUAAAAAGAAGUUUGAGAACUUUGUAACGGAUCUGUCGGCUAGUAAAGUGCGGUUAGAUGAGAUUGACAGAAUGGUUGUGGAACUGGAGGCCAACAAGCACAGCCAGAUGGACGCCAUACGUCGACGCAGCAAACAGAUACACGAGAGGUGGAACAGGUUGAACGGUUUGAAGACUGAGAAGGAAAAAUGUCUCGAGGGAGCUACAAGCAUCGAGUUAUUCCAUCGGACGUGUGAUGAUGCUCGAGACUGGAUGAUGGAGAAGCUGCAGAAGAUAGAUAUGGAUGAAGUCGGAAGAGACAUGAAAACUGUUCAAGCACUUCAGAGGCGACACGAGAAUCUGGAAAGAGAGCUAGCUCCCGUUGAGGAGAAGUUCAAUCGUGUCAACCUUCUCGCAGAUUCGGUGAAAGCAUCCUACCCAUCUGAACAGGGCAACGUCAUCAAGAAGCAAAAAGAAUUGCAGGAUAUCUGGGACCAAGUGAAGGACCGUGCUGCAGAAAGACGUUUGAGGCUUGAAGACUCCAGAGGCCUUCAGGUUCUCACCAACAGUGCAAAAAAUCUGCUGGCAUGGGUAAGCGAAGUCAAGGUUGCACUCAACAGCUUUGAGCCUGCACGAGAUGUUGCAACUGCCGAGGAUAACCUCAAGAAGCAUCAAGAACUGGGAGAUGACAUCAGAACACAUGAAGACGAGUUUGCAGAUAUUCAGGCAUUAGGACGAAAAUUGCUUCAGAAGAACAAAGGUAGCGAUGAAAUUCAGGCUACCUUAGUUCAACUUGAUGAGGAGCAGAAAGCAAUACACCGUGGCUGGCAAGAAAAGCUGGACUACUUGAGGCAAGGAGUUGACCUGCAGAUGUUCAAUCGUGAAGCCGAUCAGAUUGACAGUAUUACCAGCAGCCACGAUGCUCUGCUUGAUUUUGAGGACCUUGGGACAACCUUAGAUGAUGUUGAAGCGCUGUCCAAACGUCACGCGAAUCUUAUCAACACCCUACUCGUGCAAGAUCAACGCCUACAUGUCUUCAGCAGCAUGGCUGACAAGCUGAUUGCAGCUGGCCACCAGAAAAGCAAAAGAAUUGACAAGCGUAGAAACCAAGUUUUGGAAAAUAGACAAGCUGUCAAGGACAAAGCGUACAAAAGGAAAGAACUAUUGGAAGCUUCACGUGCUUACCACGAAUUCAAAGCGGAACUUGACGAGAUGCUAGCCUGGAUUCAGGAUAAACAAAAGCUCGCUUCCGACGAGUCCUACCGUGACCUUACCAACUUAGAACGAAAGCUCAAGAAGCACGAGGCCUUUGAAGCUGAGCUGAAGGCCAAUGGGGCACGGUUGCACGACAUCAAUUCUAAUGGACAGAGUCUGAUCUUGGGCAAGCACUACGCCACUGCGGAUGUGGAGAAAGACCUCACGCGCUUAAACCAGCAGUGGCAAGCACUGUGCGAACGUACGAAUGACCGUGGACAGAGGCUUCGUGAGGCAGCUGCACAAAGGAUGCACAACCGUUCUUUAGAAGAUGCAAGAGCAAAGUUAGACGAGUUUGAAGCUGCUCUCAAGUUGAAAGAUGUGGGGAAUGACCUACGUAGUGUCAAGGAGUUGCUGAAGAAACAACAGGCCUUGGAAGCAGAGAUGACAGCAUGGGAAGUCAAAGUUCUGGAUUUGGUGCAGUUUGGUGAAGAAAUGGCAAACAAGGGGCACUUUGAUGCACCCAACAUCCUCAAGGCCACCAAGAAUAUUAACGACAGGUUUUCUCAACUGCGAGAACCUGCAGAAGAGCGUAGGCACCAACUAGAGGAAUCCCUGAAGCUGCAUCAGUUCAAUUUUGACGUGGACACCGAAAAUCAGUGGAUCACUGAACACCUCCCCGCAGCUUCAUCGUCAGACCUCGGUCAGAACCUUAUUGAUGCGCAGAAUCUCUACAAGAAACAUCAGAAACUUGAGAGAGAGAUCCAGGGCCAUCAAGGAGUCAUAGAAAAGACUGUUGCCGCUGGAAAGACCCUGGUAGACCAACACCAUUUCGCAGCUCAGGCAGUGAAGGAGCAGUGCGAGGACUUGGAGGAUUACUGGAAGCACCUUCUCUCAGAAAGUGAGAAGAGGAAGAAGAAGCUUGAGCUUUCGCUCAAGGCGCAGACGUUCUAUUCUGAAGUCAACGAAAUUGAGACGUGGAUGAAUGAGAAGAAUGACGUUCUUACAAGCACCGACUACGGACGUGAUGAAGACGUGGCAGUGAAGUUACUAACGAAGCAGAAGGCCUUGGAGCUGGAGAUCGACACUUACACUGGCCUCAUUGUGGAACUAACUCACCAAGGUCAAACCAUGAUCAACCAGAACCACCCAGAUUCAAAGCUCAUCAGCAAUCGUAUGCAAACGUUGAAUCAGCAGAUUAAGAACAUGGCUAAGUUAGCUAACAUACGAAGGACGAAGUUGAUGGAAUCUAAGCAUACACACGAGUUCUUCCGUGAGAGCAAUGAACUGGAGGACUGGAUCAAUGAGCAGUUGCAGGCCGCACUUUCUGAGGACUAUGGAAAAGACUACGAACAUCUCUUGUUGCUACAAGCAAAGUUUGAAGACCUGAAGCUGCAGGUUGACACUGGGAAGGAAAGACUGAGCCAGUGUGUGACACUUGGGCAACGACUACAAGCCACUGAAGUUGCAAAAGCAGACGAAAUUGAGAAAAGACUUGAGCAGCUUGAGACACUGUGGCAGGCACUACUUGAAGCCGUGCAAGCUCGUGAUCAGAAGUUGCAGGCGGCAGGCGAAAUCCACCGUUUCAACCGAGAUGUAGCAGAGGCUCUAUCACGCAUUCAGGAGAAAUAUGCUGCCAUACCAGAAGACCUUGGACGAGACCUUAACUCUGCACAGAGCCUCGUCCGCAGGCAGGAAGGUUUCGAAAAUGACCUUGUGGCGCUUGAAGCACAGCUACAGGUUCUUGUGGACGACAGUGUAAGGUUGCAAGCUGCGUACCCGGGUGGCAAUGCAGAGCACAUUGCGGAGCAGCAGAACAUUGUUGUCAACAACUGGAGCACUCUGCAAGAAAAGGUGGCCCAGCGCAAGGAACAAUUGAAAGAGUCCCUUCAACUGCAAAAGUUCCUAUCCAUGGUGCGCGACUUGGAAACAUGGGCACACGGGCUGUGCACCACGCUUCAAGCUCAGGAAACUGUGCGUAGCGCCACGGGUGCUCAGAACCUGAAGUCAGAACAUGACCAAGUGAUGGCAGAGAUCGAGGCUCGUGAAGAAAGCUUCGGGGAUGUCGUCAAGUUUGGGAAGAUGAUGAUUGAUGAGCAGCACUAUGCCUCCCCUGAGAUUCAAGAUCGUCUGGUACAGCUGCUAAAGGCGCGCGAUGACCUGCACCUAGCCUGGCAGCGCAAGAAGGUUUACCUUGAUCAGCUUCUAGACUUGCACUUCUUCCUGCGCGAUGCCAAGCAGCUGGACACACUGAGUGCUCAGCAAGAGGUGUACUUGUCAAGUGGAGACAUUGGCAUGACAGUCGAAGAAGUCGACGCAAAUGUGAAGAAGCACGAGGCAUUUGAUAAACUUGUCAAUAGCCAAGACGAAAAGCUCCACACACUUCAACAGCAUGGAGUGAAGCUAGUGCAGCAGAACCACUUCGAUAGUCCUACCAUCCGCAAGAGGAUGGAUGAAGUGGCUGUCAGGCGUGAACGUGUGAAGAAUCUGAGCACUGCAAAACGCCAGAAGCUUUUGAAUGGGCUCUUGCUGGCUCAAUUCCGGAGAGAUGCAACAGAAGCUGAAGCCUGGGUAGAUGCCCAGGGCAAACGACUAGAAGCCGAAAUUGUGCGUGGGGAGGUGUCCUCUCUGGAAGAGAAGAUGAAACAACUGCAGAAGCACCAGGCAUUCCAGGCUGAACUGACUGCUCACAAAGGCAGUAUUGCUGCCAUUCAACAGAAAGGAGAGGAGUUGAUCAAGAAGGGUCACGAAGCAUCUGGUGAAGUUCGGCAACAACUUGAGCGGCUGCUAAAGAAGUGGAAUGCGUUGCUUCUGGCACUUCGCAAUCGUGGUCGAGGCCUCGAAGAAGCCCAAGAUAUGCUGGACUUUGAAAGCCAAGUGGACAAGGCCGAAGCAUGGAUUCGUGAUAAGGAACUCAUGAUUCAAGCUGGAGAUACUGGUGAGGAUUACGAACACUGUCAGGCUCUGCAAAGGAAGCUUGACGACGUAGACUCCGAUAUGAGAGUGGAUGACAGCAGAAUUAAGAACAUCAACACACUAGCUGACAAGUUAGUCAACCAAGGAAGGUCAGACACCCGAAGUGUACAGCAGAGGCGGCAAGAACUCAAUGAAAAGUGGAAAGCACUGCAAGGUGCACUGGACAACUACCGCGCAAAACUUGGAGCGGCUUUGGAGGUUCAUGCAUUUGCACGUGAUGUCGACGACACCUUUGAUCGCAUCAAUGAGAAGGCCAUUGUGCUGGCAACACAGGACGAAAGUCAGACACUACGCGCGGUUGAAUCCCUGCAGCGCAAACAGGAUGCAGUUGAGCGUGAGAUGACAGCUAUCGAAGCUCGACUAAAGGACCAUGAAAAUGAUGGGAAACGACUGAUGCAAAAGCACAGUGAAAUGGCAUCCCCGAUCCAAACCAAAGUAACAGAGGUUCGAGACAACUGGCAGAAACUGACAGGUUUAUGCACGUCAAGGAAGAACAACUUGGACAGUGCCUACAGGCUCCACAAGUUCCUCAGCGAAGUUAAAGCCCUUGAAUCUUGGGUGAAUGACGUUGUGGACCGUAUGAAUUCCGGUGGUCUGGGCGCCAACAUGCAAGAAGCAGAAAGUUUACUCGAGCUACACCAAGAACGAAAGGCUGAGAUUGAUGGCCGCCAAGAAGCAUUCACCCAACUCAAAGACUUUGGGCAGCAGCUGCUCCAGCAAAGGCAUCCACAGGCAGAUAUUUUGGAGGCAAACCUCCAGAAACUCGUGGAGCUUUCCAAGAACCUGCACAAAGCAUGGGAUGAUAGACAGAUUUCACUGAAGCAAAGCAAAGACCUGCAGGUUUUCAAAGAACAAGUCAAGCAGGCGGAGGUCUGGCUUGCAAGCAAGGAAGCCUUCCUGAACAACGAGGACCUUGGAGACUCAAUGUCAAGUGUAGAAGCACUGAUCAAGAAGCACGCCAACUUUGAAAAGACAAUGGAAGCUCAGGGAGAGAGAGUGGACCAGCUGAAAAAGUUUGCAGCUCAACUGGUUGAAGGUGGCCACUACAGUAGUGCAGCCAUUCAGGACCAGUGUCAGGCGCUCUGUGCACGUAGAGAUCGCUUGUGGGAAAGUGCCAAGCUCAGGCGGAAACGUUUGACGGAGUCUUCGCAACUUCAACAGUUCCUGCGCAAUUUCUACGAGGUCGUCGGGUGGAUGAACGAGAAGCUACAAGUAGCAUCUGAUGAAAGCUACCGUGAUCCAACCAACCUCCUCAGCAAGACAAAAAAGCAUGCAGCUUUUGAAGCUGAGCUCUCGGCGAAUCGUGGCAGGGUUGAUGCUGUGCUGAGCGAGGGAGGACAGCUACUUUCCGCAUCACACUACGCCACGCCACAAAUUCAAGGUCGACUGCAAGAGUUGGAAGACUUGUGGCGUCACCUGCUGGAUCAAACGCAGCUCAAAAAGGAUCGUCUUCGGGACUCCUAUCAGGCAUUACUGUUCAACUGGAUGUUAGACGACAUUGAAGGCUGGAUGGAUGAUGUCGAGACACAACUUCAGUCAGAGGACUAUGGAAAGGAUCUAACGUCAGUACAGAACUUGCUGAAGAAACAUCAGCUCUUGGAAACAGACAUUGCAAAUCAUAUUGACAUGAUUGAGCAAGUAAAGGACCAGGUGGCUAACUUCCAGAACACUGACCAUUUCCUGAAAGAUGAAAUUCAAGAAAGAGGAGAUGCUAUUAUUAAGAGAUAUACUUCGCUACAUGAACCGGUCCAGAUUCGUCGAGAGAAUCUAGAAGAAUCUCUUCUCUUGCAACAGUUCUAUCGUGAUGUUGAUGAUGAACUGACAUGGAUCCAAGAAAAAGAGCCCUUGGCAGCAUCAGCAGACCUAGGAUCCAGCCUCUCAGCUGUGCAGAGCUUACAGAAGAAGCAUCAAGGGCUAGAAGCCGAGAUCCAAGCACACGAACCACUUGUAGCAUCCGUGGGCAGCAAAGGAAAGCAAUUGCUCCGAAACAACCACUUUGCGUCUGCUGACGUCGAUAAACGGUUGCACGAGCUGCAGCUCAAGUGGGGUCGCCUUAAGGAUAUGACAAGCGUACGACGUCUGCGAUUGUUAGAUGCUAUGGAGUCGCAUACGUUCUACACAGAAGCAACUGAGUCCGAGGCAUGGAUCAAGGAAAAAAUGCCAAUUGUGACAAGUGCAGACUUAGGAAAAGACGACGACUCGGUGUUGGCACUGACGAAAAAGUUGGAUGGCAUCGAACGGGAUGUUGAUGCUUUUAGCUCCAACAUUGGUAGGCUUGCAAAGCAAAGUAUGGGCCUAAUUGAACGUGGACAUUUUGAUGGUGAGAACAUCAAGAAGAAGCAGAGCGAAAUAGAGGCCCUGUACGAGAAUUUAAUAGAACAAGUGCAGGAACGCCGACAGAAACUUCAAGAGAGUGGGAAAUUUUAUGCCUUCCUGCGAAAAGCAGACCAGGUUUCAGAAUGGAUCCAGUCGCAGAUGACUGUUGCCAGCUCAGAAGAUUAUGGCACCGACCUUGAGCGUGUAGAGAUACUGAUGCAAAAGUUUGAAGCAUUCCUGAACACACUUAACUCCAGUGAGGAGAGGGUGGCACAAGUUGCAAAUGCUGCACAAUCACUCAUCGCUGAAGGCCACCCUCAGUCGGAGGUCAUCCGCAGCCGCAGCGCGGAUGUUGCACGCCAGUGGGAUGACUGCAAGGAAUGCGCUGCAUCUCGCCAAGAUGCUCUUGCCGGUGCAAAGCAGGUGCACACAUUUGAUCGCAACGCCGACGAAACGAUUGGUUGGAUUUACGAGAAAGAUGCCGUGUUGUCAAGUGAAGACUACGGCCACGACCUUGAAAGUGUACAAGCAUUGACACGGCAGCACGAAGCCUUCCAGCGUGACCUAGCAGCAGUGAAAGCACAAGUGGACGCCCUAUUGCGUGAAGCAGAACGCUUGGCAAGCACAUUCCCAGAUGCUCAGGAACACAUCACAGCAAAGCGGGAUGAAGUGAUAGAAGCCUGGGGAGCACUUCUGGGCCACUCCAGGCAACGAGGUGAAAAACUUGGACAGGCAGAGAAGCUUCAGGCAUACUUUGACAAGUACCGAGAACUCAUGGCUUGGCUGAAUGAGACAAUGGCACGAAUAACGUCAGACGACCUAGCUCGUGACGUAGCGGGGGCUGAAGCUCUUCUUGCAAGGCACAGAGAAACACGUGGCGAAAUCGAUGGCCGAGCUGAAAGUUUCUCUCGCUUUGUCGCUACGGGCGAGGCCAUUAUUGCUAGUGGCCAUUUCAUGUCCGACGAAGUACGAGACCGUAUUCAGCGGUUGACAGAACUCCGCGACAUGCUGCUGCUGACAUGGGAAAGGAGAAACGUUAUCUAUGUACAGAGCCACGACUUGCAGCUUUUCCUGAGAGACGCAGAGCAACUUGAAGCCUGGCUCUCGAGCCGAGAGACCCUUCUACGCGACGGUGAUUUUGGCGAUUCAAUCGCGAGCGUUGAGGAACUUAUCCGCAAGCACGACGACUUCAUGAAAACUGUUGAGGCGCAAGAAGAACGCUUCAAUACUAUUAAACGUAUAACCAAGCUGGAAGAAGCAUUCCGCAAGCUGAAGGAACAAGAAGAAGAACAAAGGAAAGCAGAAGCCCAGAAGCGUGAGCAAGAAAGAAUGGACGCUAUGAAACGCAAGGAACAACAAAGGAUCCUCGAUGAACGCAUGAAGGAGGAUGGCUACCGUCGUACCUCACAAGACGCAGCACGCUCCCCAGGAUCGGACAAGCCGGCAGAUGCGCAGGAAGCACCGCCUUACGGUGCCCUGGUUCGGGCUGCGUCUCAGAGGUCACUAGACGGGGGUGAAAGGGCGUUGACGGCAGUUUCCGGAGCAAAGUUGACGACUCCAUCUGCUGUGAAACGAGCGGAGAGCAUGAAGCUAGACCUGGCAGGAAAGAAGCUGAAGCGGACGCCAAGCUUCACGACGCGGCGCCGCACGCAGAGCUUCCGAAGAAGCCGCGGCAAGGGGGAACUGCCACCCGUUGAAAUGGAGGGCUUCUUGGAAAGAAAACACCAGUUGCAGACCGGUGGAAAGCGAGCCCCAAUUCGCUCGUGGAAGACUUAUUACACUGUUUUGUGUGGGCAGCUGUUGUGCUUCUUCAAGGAUAAAGAAGGGUUUGCUGAAAGCAGUGCUGCAGCGCCGCCUGUCAGCCUAUUGCAGGCACAGUGCUCUGAAGCUACAGACUACACGAAGAAGAAGCACGUAUUCCGGCUACGGUUAGCAGACGGCGUCGAGUUUCUGUUUGAUGCUCACAAUAAGGAGUCCAAGAAUGACUGGGUAAACAAGAUAUCCUUCCAUGCUGCCCUGCCACCUAGUAUGCAGCUGCUGAGCUACGAUGAUGCACAGAAGUCGGGCUCAGGGGCAAGAUUGACUGUGCUGUCACAGUAUCGUCCUCCAUCAUCAGCUGACAGCGAUAUGAGCACACCAGUUGCGGACCGAAGGCCUCAGGAGCAGUCUAGCACCUCAAGUCCAUGCUCUUCCCCAGAACUCUAUCACAACAAUGGAACACCAGUGUCCUCGCACCCACAAGGUGUAAUAUUAAGGAAAACCAGCCAAGAGAAGCCUCCCAUCCCACCUAGGAAUUCUUCAAUCCGAACGUCAGAGGUGUCUGAUGGUGGAUCAGUGAAAAGCAAAAUUCAGAUGUUCCAGGGUCAGAUUGGGGGAAGCAGUAAUGUUCCCCCUCCACCAUCCUUCACGGGUGCGAUCAGUGGACCACGUGGUAGCAUUCAUGGAGCUUCCACUGGGCAGGCUGAAGAUCAGCAAACGCACAGGCUGUCAUUCACUACCUUCAAUGUGGGCAGUAAUCAAAAUGGCUUUGGCAGCAGACCAGAAUCAAUGGUGGCAACCCCGUCCGCAAAUAGUACCCCUCAUCGGACAGGAAAUGACAGUUCAAGCGGAUUAGAAGAUUCUCCCCCUGGACCACCUCCCUUGCCCAACCAGCCGCCUCCAAUGCCGAAACACCUGCAACGCAGAGACGAUUCCGAUUCUGACAUCGGAGGCACAAUGUCCGACGGAGAUCAUGAUUGGAGGACAGGUUAUGGCAAGAGUGUAGAAAGCAACGUGAGAUACAGAGAGACGUACAGCCCACGUGGUGAUACGCCAUCUGGUGCCACAGUUAUGCGUCAUGCAUCAUUACCAGGGAGUAGUGCUUCUCCACUGAAUUCAGUUCACCCGUACUCGCAAACACUGGACCGCCAAACAGUACCGUCCUCUGAAGGAUCUUCUGAAGGAGACUAUGGAGAAAAGAAGUCGCGCGACCGCAAAAAGGGGGUAUUGUCACUUUUCCGAAAACGGUAAAAAUGAACUGGGUGACACCAAAUUUUAUUAGACAUGUGAAGCCAACGUGUUUCUAGUGACAUUUUAUAAUAGCUGUUUGUAGAAUUAGAUGUUUCUAUGUUUAAUAGGUCCAUUCUGCAGUAAGUAUUGUAAUUUGCUGGGCAACGUGGUGCGUCACUGAUGUACUUGUGUGCUAUGUUUGGAGUGUCUUACUCUGAUAGAGUGCAGGACAAACCGGUUGGAAAUCAUUUGUACCUGCAUUUUUUUGGAAAUGCAUGUCUGCAACAGCGUUUAAUGCUGCGGCAUUUCAUCACCGUUGCUUCUUGAUAUAGCUGCAGCAGCUCCUAAUCAGUAUUCAGAGAAGCUUACACGGAUAUUUAUGGAUGUUCUGCUCUAUUUUAUUGGACCAAGCUGCUUUUGGCUGGAUAUGCCAUUUUUUUAGAAACCAAGCGUUAGCUGCAGAACUUGCCAUUACAUGUAGUGCAGCUAUUACAUUUUUUUUACGUCUUGUUUGAGGAAUGUUAGGACGGGACCAGUUUUAAAGUGCAUAUUUUGUUAAUUCCUUUUUACCAUUAGCAUGUGGUUAAAGAUACCUACUGUCUGUGUAAAUGAACAGACAGCAUGUAGAAUAAGCCACGCUAGCCUCUUGACUUAUAUUCACACAUACACAUCAAGAGCUACAAGUCUCUGUACACUGUUGCUCAGAACAAAAUGAAAAAAAAGCCCAGAGGUUUAUACAGUAUUUAGGUGUACCGAAUGCCUCGUAGUGCCUCUUAGUAGUUUUUACCGAUAACAAUGUCAACGUAUUGACAAACAUUGAUGGUCUUAACACGCUAUGAGGGCACAUUUAGUACACGACUUGUGGUGUUGACGUUCUCCUACCUGCCCUUUGUGACGUCCCAUCUGGCACUUACUAUUUCUACUGAACGUUUCCUCUGAGCAUUUCUACCCAUUCAUAACUUUCCAACUGAUGGAGGUAGUAGCUGCUAAGGUUGUGUGCAUCUCUUUUUGUUGUGUACAUAAAAGAUAUAUUGUUUUUUAUUGUACUGAGGUAACAUGCCAGUGAUGUAUUUCAAAACCACCAUAGGAUGUCUGUGUACGUUACCAGAGGACAUCAUUGCAGAAAGCGUGAAAUGCUCACAUACAUGUACUCAAUGUGUUAGUACCCCUGAAGAAAUAAUAUGGAGGGGUAAGGAUGGUGCUAUUGUAGUAUUUUUGUUUCCACUGUUGAUUUUAAUCAGACAGCUACUUAAACACGAAGAAGAAUGUAUUUUUGUGGAAGACAAAUCUUGCAGUGCCUACUGCUAUUUUGGGCCUGUGUACAUAGACAAGAAAAUAAAUGUUUUGUCUCAGGUA